AUGUAUGUGCCGAUACGAUGGCGUUCCCGCAAAGUUUGUCCGUGGAGCAAGUCCGUCAGAUCCUAAGCGAAGUCAUAGACGCGCUCGAGAGCCCGGACUACUCGCCCAAGCUGGACGAAGCUAAGGAGGCAGCAGGGAAUGAGAUGCUGAAGAUGAUGCAGAUUGUGUUCCCGAUUGUGGCUCAGAUCGAAAUGGAAACUAUUAAACAUCAUGGCUUCAGUAAUACUAGAGAAGGUUUGGUACAGUUCACACAACUGAUCCGCAAGAUGGAGAGUGUUGACGGCGAGGUGGCCCGACUACACAGCCAGAUCCGCAGCCACUAUCUGCCUCCAGUAUCAAUCAGUUCUACUGUGGAUACUUCGCUCUAGGUCCAUGUCCAGUAAUGAAAAGAAUCUCAAGAACGUGACAAUGAUGUCAUUCAAAAGGAGAAAAUACAAACUUUUGCUGUGUGUGUGUGUAGUUAUCAGUGUCUACUAUUUGUUAGGCAUAAACGAUUAUGUGAAUGCUAGAAGAAUUGAAGAUGGCUUCGACUAUCCCCUCAAUAUGGACAUACAACCGCUACUGCAGGAAGUCAUGGCGGGGAAGAAGCCGAGUGUUCCACCGAUCAACUAUUACCCAUACAGGUUCCUGACUAACUCCGGAAAGUGCAAUACCGUGGAGAAGCUAGAUUUGUUUAUAGUAGUCAAAUCGGCGAUGGACCACUUCGGCCACAGAAACGCGGUGCGUCUAACGUAUGGCCAAGAAAACUUGAUUCCAGGCCGCAUCGUCAAAAGUCUAUUCUUUGUUGGCAUAGACGAAAGCUACCCCAAAUCGGAGACGCAAAAGAAAAUCGACGAGGAGAUGGUGCAGUUCAAGGAUAUCAUCCAGAUAGACUUCCGCGACAAUUACUACAACAACACCAUAAAGACUAUGAUGUCGUUCCGCUGGGUUUACGAACACUGCAACACGGCGGAUUAUUACUUGUUUACCGACGAUGAUAUGUACAUAUCUGUCAACAACCUGCUGGAUUAUGUGCACGAUAAGCCGGUGCCGACCAGUACUGGACACGGUGACGAGCAAUUGUACGCCGGUUAUGUAUUCGAGAGCACUCCGCAGCGAUUUAUAACGAGCAAAUGGAGAGUUUCGUUGGAGGAGUACCCUUGGAGCAAAUGGCCGAGCUACGUGACGGCCGGAGCUUACGUUGUGUCGAACAAAUCUAUGAAGACCAUGUAUGCUGGCAGUCUGUUUGUUAAACACUUCAGAUUCGAUGACAUUUACCUGGGCAUACUGGCGAAGAAGGUGGGCUUAGUGCCGCAGCACUGUCCUCGGUUUCAUUUCUACAAGAAGAAGUAUGAUAAAGAAGGAUACAGAGACGUCAUAGCGUCCCACGGAUAUCAUGACCAUGACGAACUGGUUCGAGUGUGGAAUGAACAGAACAACAUCAGUAACAAAGGUUAACUUUAGUUUUGAACUAUUGUGUAUUGCUUCUGUAUGUACAAGGAAAAAGAUCUUGUAGAAUAUUGAUGUUACAUCAUGUAUUGGAAAUAGUACCUUAAAAUUUUGUCAGCAUGAUGGUCCUUUAUUAAUUGGUGUUAUAUCUUUGAUGGAUAUUUGCAAUUUAGGUUUUCUAUCUCACCAAAGAAUUGGAUAUUUUAUUUAAAUCUAAAGUAAUUAAACAGAUACACAGUAUCUCGAUUAUUUGUGCAUAGUAAGGGUACAAUAUGAGUACCUCAAAAAAUCUAUUCUUUCGAGUAUUUUUUGCUCAAUAAAACAUAUUUCCACCAAGACUGAGUAAAAGAAUGGUGAAUGUUAGUUACAUUUUCAUAGUACUUCAAUCAUUAAUACAUAGGUACAUUGAAUGAAAGAAAUGUCUGGUUGUAAUCUAAAAUUAAUAGCAUGUCUGGUAAUGUAAACCUUUAGGUUAGUUUUUCUUGUAAUCAUUAUUUAGUUUAGUUUCAAAUAGUACUUUAUUUAUAAAUCUUUACCCAGAGCACAAUUAAAUAUUGUUAUAUUUUUAAUGAAAAACAAAACAGCGACGCUAUGGUUAUAAAGGAAAACGAUCACGGGAGUUAUUCGUGCUCAGGGUACUGGUAUAGUAUUCUUAUGCUACGUCUAGCUAUAAUAAUAAUGAAUAUCCUAUAUAACGUUUUUAUAAUCAAAUCAUCAUGAAAAAUAAUAAAUAGCUACCUACUGUUCAAUUAUAUUGUUAGAUUCAUUUUGAACAAUGU
Ostrinia furnacalis (Asian corn borer) is the source of this 2207-nucleotide messenger RNA. Its product is annotated as protein C10-like. Gene Ontology annotation, molecular function: UDP-glycosyltransferase activity; hexosyltransferase activity. The coding region runs from base 373 to 1437 and encodes 354 amino acids. Gene Ontology annotation, cellular component: Golgi membrane. The transcript is spliced from 3 exons. The record is from RefSeq and is a predicted model, not a curated record. Gene Ontology annotation, biological process: post-embryonic development; protein O-linked glycosylation. NCBI's taxonomy places the organism in Eukaryota, Metazoa, Arthropoda, Insecta, Lepidoptera, Crambidae.